Messenger RNA from Kazachstania africana CBS 2517, 1056 nucleotides. It is a transcript of the gene AAR2, whose product is annotated as U5 snRNP complex subunit AAR2. Bases 1 to 1056 code for a protein of 351 amino acids. The record is from RefSeq and is a predicted model, not a curated record. The transcript has a single exon. Lineage: Eukaryota; Fungi; Ascomycota; Saccharomycetes; Saccharomycetales; Saccharomycetaceae. Gene Ontology annotation, biological process: spliceosomal tri-snRNP complex assembly.
AUGAGUGAUAUACUGAUAUUAGAGAUUCCGAGGGGCUUGACUAUUGGAAUUGAUACAUUUUCAUUAGAAGUGAAGGCAAAACAACCGAUAUAUGGGAUAAGUAAGAUUCCGAGUGGGAUUCAUGUUAUUCAUUUUCAACACGAUGAGUUGAGGUAUGGGUACUGGUUCACACACGGUAACUUUAUAAUAAAAUGGAAUACUGAGACUGAAUUGUAUGAGAUGUGUGAAGAGAAGGAUUUAGUGAAGUUCGAGAAUUCAUUGAACGAUUAUAUUUCUAGAAAUCUUGUAUUGAAAUAUCCAUCCAUCGAUGAAUGGUUUCGAUUAAUUGAGUAUAUCGAUUGGGUCCAAGUGUGCCAUAUCAUGGGGGGUAAAGAAAAAGAAGGUGCUACUGUGUUUUAUAGUGAUUCAUCUAUGAGCACUGCUGAAGAAACAGAGAUAUUGAGAAAACGACUCAAGAAUAGUAACGAUGACGAUGAUAAGAUAUUUGAUUAUACUACGGUAAGAUUUAAAUCUAGAGAAGCUAUACGAUCUGAUCAUCAGAUGGAAGAUUUCUUAGAUAAAUCGUACUAUUUCAACGAAAUAAUAAUGAAAAAACGAUUUCAUGGUAAGAUUUCCAUGUAUCUUGGAGAAUUACAAUUUGCAUAUUUGAAUAGUAUACUAUUUGGAAAUUAUGGGUCAAGUUUACAAUGGCAUAAUCUAAUUGAAUUAAUUUGUGGAUCAUCCAUUGUUGAUACUGAGUACAUGAGUAAACUUGAUAGUACACUUUCUGUUGAGCUCAAGAUUUUACCGAUAGAGUAUAUCGAUAUCCUAAUAAAUGAUGAUAUGUGGAUAAGAAGUUUGAAUAAAUCUUUUCAAAAAGAGAGAUUGCCACUAACGAAAAGAGAAAUGCAGUUGAAAAAACCCGAGUUUGUAAAUAACUCCAGAGAAGGUGAAUCUGAAGAAGAGGAAGAUCCAUACGAUAGAAGUUUCCUACUACAAGAAGAAGAUGAUUCAGAAGAUGAAUACAAACCGACUGUUGUUAGUGGGAUAUACUACGAAAGAUCACGUGAUGUAUAA